AUGGCGAGGAAUGAGAACGUCGGCCGCCAUGGAUCCACCGAGAGCUCCGCGAGCUGGCGGUCCGUCCGGUCCAAUGACACCGUGCGGCCUUUUGGGCGAGCUUCUCGCGGCACGCCCGUGACGGUGCAGACCCCCAAGGACCACAACAACCACCAGUAUGUAGCCUCUCGGACGCUUUGGUGCAUUUGCCUCGUCGCACAUUGGACGACUUCUCUGGGUGGUGGCCGAGCGGCGCGCGCUGUGCGCCUCGAGAGCUGCGCCGAAGCCCGCUCAGCUCUCUAUGUGGUGGUGUCGCAGAGCUCCGACGAAGCUUGCCCGCCAAUGACCCACAACGCUGCCGCCCCUGCUGCUGAUUCCCAGACAAUGUUUCUUCCGUCGUCUCGGUCUGCGGUUCAAGACGACGUAAAACGCGGGCCUAGACAAUGCGCCAGCCUCGCUCAGCUAACGUCGCCGUGUAGGAUUGAAAAGGAGUCGGAGAUCUCUCCCGGCACUCUCCCGCCAGCUCCUCCGCCAAAAGACCCCGGCCACAAACCCCGGAAAAAUUCCGGCUGGGACGGUUCGCAGACGAACGACUUCAGGGACUAUCGGAAACAGCUGGCUGUGCUCGAGACUUCUGGGGGCAGAAUACCGUCGAUAUCGCGCAAUCCUCCGACCGCCACUUCGCCGAUAACGCCGUGGGCCGCCUCGGGGACCAAUGGUUCUUCGAUGGCCGCCAGCGUAUGGGGCAGUUUCUUCAACGACUCCAAUGAGGACAUUGCGCAACUAUCACCCGGACUCGGGCGUCCCGGAAGCGGCAACGAUGCCAUGGGAUAUCCGGGAGACGACCGGCGGCCAUCAGUCGCAAGCGCAACCACCGUUAGCAGCACUGGCUCCAAGUCCAGCGUCAGUAGAGGAGGAUUCCACAAGAGACUGCAAAACGUCUUUGGCGAGGAGUUCCCCGCAGAUUCACGUCAGGGCUCCGAUACCAGCUUGACGACUCCGUAUGCGGCGGCGGCGGCGGAGACUCAGUCAUUGCGCGGGGCGGGAAACCGAAAUCGCACCAAUUCGGUCAACAAUACGUUAGGCAGUAGCCUCAACAGCAGGCCCGGGUCACCUAUUGGAUCGCGGCCCCGCACGCCUCUUCCCUCCUCAGAGGUAACGCCAUGGGAGUUCCAGGAUUUCAAGGAAAUACCUUUCCAAGGUGAAAAUGGCCGACCGUCUUCCGAGCAGCAUUCGAACAAGUCGGGCAAGAGCUCGCAUCACCACCACAAACUGAAGCUGCCCGGCCAUCGGCAUAAUCGCAGCAAAGAGGACAACAAACCACUCGAAGGUCGCGCCGAAAUCAGCCAGCCCUAUCCGUUACGUCCAGUUACAAGUCGAGAGGAUUCUUCAUACAGUAUCCGUCGAGACCAGCAGUAUCCUUCCGCGCUAAGUUCUGCUUUUGGCUCGAAGUCCACCCUUGUUCCUCGCCCAUCGAGCCCGACCCCGAGCGCAUUCAGCGAGAUGUCUCGGGACCCUUCGACGCAGAGAUCACCCAGUACCACCAAGGGCCCAGGCGGACUUUUUGCCCGCUUGAAGAAUAGAAGGGACAAGACCGACCGCUCUACGCCGGAUGCUUUGAGCAAUCUCCCACCUUCCACCGUCUCCUUACAGCCAUCUAUCAAGUCGGCUAAGCUUCCUCGAGGAGAACCUUCUCCUGGUACUUUUGGUUCUAAGAAGAAGGGUGGAGCGGAUGGAACCAAGGACAAGUCAUCCAAAGAGGGCAAAAGAGAGCAUGGACGGGGACUCCUCAAGGGCUCCAAGCGCGCCGCCGCUUACGAGGAGCCACGUCGAAAGGAUCCGAACGAAGUGGGUGUUGGCUUGCACGGGGAUGAAGCACUCUUCAGUCUCGACACGGAUUUGGAACAUAUGGAGGGUAUAGUCAACCCGCUGCAUCCACCCAUGACCCCGCCUACGGGCGAUAUACCUACCACCACUUGGGGCCCUGAAGAGCGGAGGACGGACUCAAAAGAUGACGGCGCCAUGUGGGACGCUCCUGAUUCCUGGGCUGUGAAGCCGCUUGGGGACGAGGGGGGCGUACCUCAACAUGGGGAAUACGAGGAUAGCGGUGUCACUCCCAAGGAGGACGAUAAUCGGACAUAUUGCGUCCGUAUUUUCCGGGUCGACUCUACUUUCGCGACGCUAUCUGCGACACUUAACACCAGUGUCUCUGAGAUCAUCCAAAUCCUAGGAAAGAAAACUCUGCUACAAGAUGAUCUCGACAACUACCACAUUGUGAUGCGAAAGCACGAUACCUCGCGGCAACUCGACACUCUCGAACGCCCCCUGCUCAUACAGAAGCGACUGCUGGAACAAGCUGGUUACACGGAUGCUGAUCGGCUCGAAGAAGUCGGACGAGAAGACAACAGUUAUCUCUGCAGGUUCACGUUCAUCCCGGCCAAGAUGAGCGGAUAUUCCAGCCUAGAGAAAGAUCCGGGCUUCAGCAAGAUGCAGAAAUUCAGUCAUAUUGACCUCCAGGGCCGGAAUCUCAUCACCAUACCCAUCACCUUGUACCAGAAAGCGACCGAGAUCAUAUCUCUCAAUCUUUCGCGCAACCUGUCCCUCGCCGUACCUAAGGAUUUCAUACAAGCCUGCACUAAUCUCAGGGAGAUCAAGUAUACGAGUAAUGAGGCGCGGCGGCUACCUCCCAGUCUCAGCCUGGCAAGCCGCUUGACUAUGCUGGAUAUAUCGAACAAUCGAUUGCAAGAGUUGGAUCAUGCUCAAUUGCAUAAGCUGCAAAGCUUGCAAGGGCUCCGGCUUUCCAACAACAGAUUAACCCAGUUACCCCCGUAUUUCGGCCAGUACCGCGCCCUCAGGAGCCUCAAUCUGAGCUCCAACUCACUCAGCGAGUUUCCCGACUUCUUGUGCGAAGUGCGGACCCUCGUGGAUCUUGACAUCAGCUUCAACUCGAUUACCAGCCUCCCCAAAAUAGGGCAGCUCACCUGUCUGGAACGCCUCUGGGCUACAAAUAACAAGCUCAAGGGUAGUUUUCCGCCAACGCUCAGCAACCUUGUCAACCUCCGCGAGAUCGACGUGCGGUUCAACGCACUCAACAGCAUGGACGUCAUGUCUCAGCUACCGCGACUGGAGUAUUUGAUGAUUGGUCACAAUUCGAUAUCCGCGUUUGAAGGUGCCUUCCCGAAGAUUAGGGUACUCCACAUGAACCACAAUCCAGUCACGCGGUUUGGCGUCAGUCAAUCGACACCAUCUUUGUCCGUGCUCAACCUUGCUUCCGCGAAGCUCGCCCAACUGCCCGAAGAUCUGUUCCCCAGGCUCACUGGACUCACUAAACUCAUCCUGGACAAGAAUCACUUCACUUCACUUUCGAGCAACAUUGGGAAGCUAAUUCGAUUAGAGCAUUUGAGCGUCGCGCGGAACUCCUUAGACGUACUCCCAGCCCAGAUUGGCGGACUCGCGGAGCUUCGUUAUUUGGAUGUACGCGAAAAUAACUUGGGCCAGCUGCCUCCGGAACUCUGGUACGCUCGACGGCUGGAGACACUCAACGUCUCAUCCAACGUCCUAGACGGCUUCCCAAAGCCGAGCGCACCCCCGCCAGCAGCUGUCAAUGGAGAAGUUUCCAAUUUGGAUGGCGCAACCCCAAUGUCGACGCCAGGCCUUGGAUCGAGCCCCAGUUACGAAGAGCUUGGGAAGCUGGAGGACUUUGCCAAUCGACGACCGAGCCAGGCUUCGGCUGGUUACCUGGGUGCAGGCACUUCUCCAGCGUCGACCCAACGCAAAGGUUCCAUGGCGUCAUAUGGUUCCGCAAGUACAGCGACCACUGCAAGGAAACAGUCGGUAACCUCGCGGACGCCGACGGAAGGCGCUCCCACCCCAGUUUCACGCAAGGACUCAAGUCUUUCCAAUAGAAUGGUGACAACCUUCGCGGGAUCUUUACGGCAUCUAUUUCUUGCCGACAACCGCCUUACGGACGAUGUUUUCGAUGAGCUCUGUUUGCUCCCAGAGCUGAGAAUCGUGAAUCUAGCCUACAAUCUCAUCUACGACAUCCCGCCGCGUACAAUAAGGAGAUGGCAACAUCUCGCUGAGCUUUACCUUUCGGGCAACGACUUGACAUCCCUGCCUGCGGAAGACCUGGAGGAAGUGAGCUCGCUCAAGGUCCUGCAUAUCAACAGCAAUAAGUUCCAGGUCCUUCCCGCAGAACUAGGAAAGGUAGCGAAGCUCGCCAUCCUUGACGUUGCCAGCAACUCUCUGAAGUACAAUGUUUCGAAUUGGCCCUAUGACUGGAAUUGGAACUGGAAUCACAAUCUGAAGUAUCUCAAUUUGUCCGGUAACAAACGCUUGGAGAUCAAACCUAGCGGGCCAUAUAGCAACAGCGGCGCCGCCAUGCGCGAAGGACGAGACCUAACCGACUUCACCUCACUUGGUAACUUGCGGGUACUCGGUUUGAUGGAUGUGACUAUGAUGGUUCCGUCUGUCCCCGAGCAGUCCGAAGACAGGCGUGUGCGAACCUCCGGUUCUGCUGUUGGCACGAUGGCGUACGGUAUGGCGGACAGUUUGGGUCGGAAUGAACACAUCUCGACGAUGGAUAUGGUCAUUCCCCGCUUCCGAAGUCACGACGACGAACAGAUUCUAGGUCUUUUCGAUGGUCAGCCUCUUGCUGGCGGCGGCUCCAAGAUUGCCAAGUACCUCUACGACAACUUCAAGAACCGGUUUUCAGAAGAGCUAGAACGUUUGCGCCCUCAAGAGUCCCCAGUCGAUGCACUGCGACGUACAUAUCUCGGUCUCAACAAGGAGCUGGCGCUCGCCGCAACCCAAACCAUGGACAAGCUCAGCCCAGGUCCAACUAGGCAAUCAGGCAACGCUGUUCCCGACCUCGCCGACGACGACCUGACUUCUGGAAGUGUCGCCACCGUCAUGUAUCUCAAAGAGAUGGAGCUUUACAUUUCUAAUGUUGGUGACGCUCAAGCGCUUCUCAUCCGAUCAGAAGGCGGCCACAAGGUACUCACUCGGAAGCACGACCCUGCCGAACCCGGCGAGCGAAUCAGGAUACGUGAAGCCGGUGGCUUCGUUUCCCGUCAAGGCAAGCUGAACGAUGUUCUAGAAGUAUCACGAGCAUUUGGCUAUGUGCAGAUGUCUCCAUCCGUCAUCGCCUCACCUCAUAUCCUGAACCUCACUCUUGGCGAAACCGACGAAAUGAUCCUCAUGGCAUCGCGGGAGCUAUGGGAGUACCUCACUCCAGACUUCGCUGUCGAUGUGGCGCGGUCGGAGCGUAACGACCUCAUGCGCGCCGCACAGAAGCUUCGGGAUCUUGCAAUCGCUUUCGGUGCGACAAACAAGAUCAUGGUCAUGCUUCUUGGAGUAAGCGACCUAAAGAGUAAGCAGCGAGCCCGAUUCCGAACGCACAGCAUGUCCAUGGGACCUUCCGGAUCACCCGACGACUUCUUCCUGCGACCGAGGGGCAAGCGUGCUCGAAAUCUACCCAACGAUUCUAAGCUUGCUCGUCUCGACAAUGAAGUGGACGCACCGACUGGAGAAGUCAGCUUGGUCUUCACCGAUAUCAAGAGCUCCACCCUGCUCUGGGAGACCUAUCCCAUUGCGAUGAGAUCUGCUAUUAGAAUGCAUAACGAGCUCAUGCGGCGUCAGUUGCGAAUCAUCGGCGGUUAUGAGGUCAAGACAGAAGGUGAUGCGUUUAUGGUGGCAUUCCCUACCGUCACGUCAGCCUUGCUUUGGUGCUUCACGAUCCAAAGCCAGCUGCUCGAAGUUCCAUGGCCACAGGAGAUUCUCAACAGCGUGAAUGGGCAAGAAGUCGUUGAUCCCGAUGGCAACGUCAUUUUCCGUGGUCUAUCGGUCCGCAUGGGCAUUCAUUGGGGUACACCGGUGUGCGAGGUCGACCCCGUCACGAAGCGUAUGGACUACUUUGGUCCCAUGGUCAAUCGAGCCUCUCGUAUCUCCUCUGUCGCCGAUGGAGGACAAAUAACAGUCUCUUCGGACUUCAUCGCCGAGAUCCAACGGCUUCUGGAGACGCACAUUGAAGGCGACCGGAGCAACUCUACAGGCUCGGAGGAAGCGUUUAACGACGACCAGACGACCCAAAACAUCAGACAAGAGCUGCGAUCUCUCAGCAGCCAGGGCUUUGAAGUGAAAGACCUGGGUGAGCGCCGCCUCAAGGGUCUUGAAAAUCCGGAAUACAUCUACCUGAUGUACCCUCAUUCUUUGGCUAGCCGCCUUGCCAUCCAACGGCAGCUCGAACAGAAGGCGCAAUCGCCGGCUAACGCACAACAAGCUGGGCAGAAGAUGCCGGACAGUCAGCUCACAAUCGACACUGACAACGUCUGGGAUCUCUGGAACGUCAGUCUACGUCUGGAGAUGCUGUGCAGCACUCUCGAGAAUCCUGGCUCUGCGGAGCUGAAGCCUCCGGAGACUGCGCUGCUGGAGCGAAUGAAGAGCAGGGGUGGCGAAAUCACGGAUCGAUUCUUGAUCAAUUUCGUCGAGCACCAGAUCUCGCGAAUCGAGACGUGCGCAACUACCUUGGCCCUCCGGCACAUGGUCCGCCCCUUCGGACAAUAUCCGCUGCUCGAGCAAGCGUGCCCCAUGGCUGACAUCCUUAGCGAGCUUCAAUCGCAGCUAUCCGAGUUGCAGCAGUACAGAGAUGAGGCGUCCUCUCAAUUCGCGUCCGCUUGA
Messenger RNA from Trematosphaeria pertusa, 6657 nucleotides. Its product is annotated as PP2C-domain-containing protein. The transcript has 4 exons. The record is from RefSeq and is a predicted model, not a curated record. Gene Ontology annotation, molecular function: protein binding; adenylate cyclase activity; magnesium ion binding. Bases 1 to 6657 code for a protein of 2218 amino acids. Gene Ontology annotation, biological process: cAMP biosynthetic process; intracellular signal transduction. NCBI's taxonomy places the organism in Eukaryota, Fungi, Ascomycota, Dothideomycetes, Pleosporales, Trematosphaeriaceae.